AUGAUCAAAAUAAGUUCAUUAAGAAGAAAGGCAGACCCUCUAUUAAUUGUUAGUAAAAGAUUACCGUCUUACAUAAAAAAGGAGAAAAUAAAUUUAACCAGAAAUAGCAACGUUAAUAAAAAAAAUGUAAAAUAUUAUCAGGUACCUCAAUUUGUUCAAGAACUUAUAAAAUUUACACGAAAGAAUAAACUUUGGAAGGAACAAAAUAGUGAGAAUAUCAUGGACAUAAAAAAUAAUCAUAUUAAUAAUACUACUACAAAAAGUAAUAUUAAUAAUAAUAUUAAUAAUAAUAAUGAUCAUCCAUAUAAACACAAUAUUAUAAAUAAAAACAAAAUUCAUUACGUUAACAAUCUUCUUGAUGAAAUACCGAAACAUAAAAAUUUGUUAACAUCCUUUCUAAUAUGUGAAAUAUAUGGGUGCUUAUACAAAUUGAAUUAUUUAAAACUAGAUAUAAUAUUUCUUUUAUUUAGUAUUCUUAUAAACAAUACCAUAAAUUUUUUUAAUUUGAGUGGUUACGUAAAUUGUAAUUUUAAAGAGCUAAUCAAUAUUACCAAAUAUAUAUACCAUUUUCAAAAUGUAUGUAAUUCAAAUAUUCAAAAUAUUCUUCAUAAAAAACCUAACUUGACAAAGCUAAAAAUUGUUGAAAGGUAUCUUAAAGAAAAUAAUAAGGAAAUCAAAAGCAAACAUGGGUACUAUAAUUAUAUAUAUAAUUAUAUACAAAAAUAUGAUCAUGUUGAUAAUAUAGACAUUUUAAUUUAUUCCCUAAUUAAAUCUAAAAAAGAUGAAAAGGGUUAUAUAUAUGAAAAGAUAAAAAAGAACGAUAUUAUAUUAGAUGAUGAAAAUGAUAUUACUACUAAAAUAAGAAAUAUAUCAAACAUGUCAAACAUAUCAAACAUGUCAAAUAUUUCAAACAUGUCAAAUAUUUCAAACAUGUCAAAUAUUUCAAACAUGUCAAAUAUUUCAAACAUGUCAAAUACUUCAAACAUGUCAAAUAUUUCAAACAUGUCAAAUACUUCAAACAUGUCAAACAUAUCAAAUGUAUUUUUCCCUUCUAUUACAAAUACAUCCAAUUAUAAUAAUACAUUAGUAGAAAAUAAUAACGAAAUGGAUGGUCUAAUAGAUUAUAUAAAUUCUUUCUAUAAAUUAAAUGAUAUGUUCAAUUUUUUACUCAACAAAAUUUUGAACUAUUUCAAUGAGAACUCAAUAAAUUUUGAUUUUCAUAAUUUAAAAUUAUUAUUUUUUUUUAUUUCAAAAUUUGAAAAAUUUGACUCAAAUUUGUUAGAAAAUAUAUCCAAUAGAUUAAUAAACGAAAUCGAAAAAAUGAAAACGAAUCCAAAAUUAUUGGAUGAUGAAGAAAAUUCAACGAACGAUCCAAUAGAAAAAAAUAUAAUAAAUCAUUUAAAUCAUAAUAAAUUAAAAAGAAGAUUGAAUAGAUAUAGUAAAAAAAAUAGAUAUAUAAAUACUUUUAAUAAAAUUAAUUCUAAAGAAUUUCUUAUUCUACCUUAUACUAUUGGUGUUUCUAUGAACACAUAUUUUAAUAACUAUCUUAUAGAAUAUAUAAAUAUUUAUAUAUUAAGUCUUAUUAAUUCUAGAGUUAAUUGUGAUAUACAAACAUUUAUAUAUACCUUGAUAGGUUACAAACAUAUCAUGGUUAACUUUUUUAUUCUAUAUAACAUUUUUCGCUUUAAGGAAAAGUGUUUUCAAAAUGAAAAUUUAUUAAAAAAAUAUAAAUUUUUCUUAAACAAGUUAAUUUAUCAUGAUAUACAAAAUAUGAAUCAAAUGUCAUCCAAUAAAAUCAUAAAAAUAAAAAAUCAUAUGAUGGAUAAUAAUAUGAAAAGCCAAGAAGAAAAAAGAAAAAUAAAUCAUAAUAAAUAUAUAAACGUAUUAAAUUUGGAGCAACAAAAAAAACAUAUUAUUAAUCAUUUAAAUUUAGAUCAAAAUAUAUCUGUACAAUUAGCAAAAGAACAAAAAUUAGAUCAUAUAAAUAACACAACAUCAAAAGAUGAACUAAAAAUGAAGCAAGAAAAUAUUUUUGAUUUACUAAUAAAACAAUUUCACAUAAAUUUGGACAAAAUAAUGUUAAUAAAUUUUGACAAGAAUUCUUUAUAUCAACAAUAUACUAGUAAAGAUAUUUAUCAUUUUUUUAUGACUUAUAAAAAAUUAUUUCACAAGGUAUAUAAUUAUUCCAUAUUUUUAUUAGAUAAACAUAAUAUUAAUGAUAUGCUUACAAUAUAUCAACAUAUUAAAGCACAAUCAUUAAAUGACAUAAUAAUAAAUCAUGUCUUUAUAGAAACACUUUAUAAUAAAAUAAUUUUGAAUUCGGUUCCAAAAAAAAAUUAA
Molecule: messenger RNA, 2340 nt
Organism: Plasmodium reichenowi
Lineage: Eukaryota; Apicomplexa; Aconoidasida; Haemosporida; Plasmodiidae
Exons: 1
Coding region: 1-2340 (779 amino acids)
Source: RefSeq, a predicted model, not a curated record